Messenger RNA from Hippocampus comes (tiger tail seahorse), 1821 nucleotides. RefSeq names its product ring finger protein 115a (gene rnf115a). The record is from RefSeq and is a predicted model, not a curated record. Bases 46 to 996 code for a protein of 316 amino acids. The transcript has 9 exons. NCBI's taxonomy places the organism in Eukaryota, Metazoa, Chordata, Actinopteri, Syngnathiformes, Syngnathidae. Gene Ontology annotation, biological process: ubiquitin-dependent protein catabolic process. Gene Ontology annotation, molecular function: ubiquitin protein ligase activity. Gene Ontology annotation, cellular component: nucleus.
UUUUUUUUUUAAUGCUGUUUUGCCAAUGACUUUUGUUUAUGUUCAAUGCUCAUUCUGGUCAACAUUCAACACGAAUGUGUGGAGUGUUUAUCACAAUGUCUAAGUGUGUGCUCUGACUUUUUCAAGGAAUACAUCUGUCCUCGCUGUGACUCGGGCUUCAUCGAGGAAGUGACGGAAGAUUCCAGCCUCCUAGAGGGCGGCGCCAAUGGACUAGAUGACACAACCACUCAGUUUGCAGAGCUCUGGCACCUGCUGUUAAUGGAGCGGCCAUUUUCCAUCGACGGCGACAACCCCGACUCGGAACCCCGGCUCCCCGGCGGGCGCCUGGGUGGGCUCAGCGACUUUGGGGGUUUCGGAAGCGGGCCCAUUGGGGGCUCUGUCCCCGCCGGCCUCGGGGGGCCCUUGGCGGGUUCGCUGAGUGCCGGCGACCACUGGGGCCCGGCGCGCCCCCCGCGCCUACACACCCAGAGGAGGUACAGGUCCAGAGUCAGCAGCAGGCCCGACCGCUCGCCCGCUGUCGAAGGGAUCGUACAACAGUUCCUUGCCGGCCUCUUUGCCAACUCUGGAGUCUCCGGCUCGCCGCCGCUGUCGUGGACAGGGAUGCUGCAUUCUAAUCCAGGAGACUACGCUUGGGGACAGGGUGGCCUGGAUGCUGUCAUAACACAAUUACUAGGCCAGCUGGAGAACACAGGGCCUCCUCCAGCAGAGAAAGAGAGGAUCUCUUCUUUACCCUUUGUGAAUAUUUCUCAGGAACAAGCAGACUGUUGUAUGGAAUGUCCAGUGUGCAAAGAAGACUUUGAAGUGGGCGAGGCCGUCAGACAGCUCCCCUGUAACCACUUCUUCCAUUCGGCCUGUAUAGUACCGUGGCUGGAGAUGCACGACACGUGUCCCGUUUGUCGGAAGAGUUUGAACGGCGAAGACAGCAGCACCCAGCCUCCAUCAGAGUCCCCCACCCUCUCCAUGGACCCCCGCACACAGGAGAGAUGGUCCUUCUGAAGACGGACGGUGGGGAAAAAAAAAAAAAAACAUGCCGAGAAGACGGUUCUCGCGCCCCCCUCGCCUCUGUUGCCGUCACUUUUUUGUACUAUUCUGUUCAAUGUCUUUUUUCUCCUGAACCAUGUACACGCCCAUCACAUCUUGUUUGUUUUUACGAAUUCUGUGACAUGCUUUAGUUAAAAGUCCAGGAUACGGUUUUGGAGGGGGUCUGUUCUGUUUCAUGCAACUGAGUCACCUCUCACCCUAUACAUGAUUGUAUACAAGCAAUUAGCUCGUUCAUUUCCAUAACAUGUCCCCUUUAAGGUCUCGUUUCCACUCCAGGUGAGGCCAAUUCAUGUUUACCCCUCAAGCCACUUCCCCUUUUAAACACUAUUUUGGGCAAAUGUCAAGCUUUUGUAUCUCCCAAGUCGCCACAUUGCUGUAAACAUUCAUAAACUAUUUAUUAUUUGACGUUCCACGAGCAUAUUUCUUUGGCUUAACAUUUGUUUUAAGCAUUCCUAAAAGGGAAAUGACGUCUUAAAACCUUCACGCCAAUGAAAUGACUCAUAAUCAUCAGCGCUCGCCCCACUUUUUCAAUUCCACCUACUUCUGCUGGUGUACAUAUUAUAAUCUGAUGUCAUCCCUUUCAUUUUAGUCCUCUCUGCAAGACCACAUUUUUACCACUUUUUUUUUUUAAAUGUAAAUAAUUGUAGUCCAAAGUUAAAAGGUUUGCUAAGAAAAACAUCAAGAAUGGAGACACAAAUGUGAAUGACAUACAUGGUUAACAAACUGUAUAUUAUAUAAAUGAAAUAUGUCUAUGAUGUAUUAAUAAAGUGAAAAAAUGGG